Messenger RNA from Opisthorchis viverrini, 1637 nucleotides. RefSeq lists its product as hypothetical. The record is from RefSeq and is a predicted model, not a curated record. NCBI's taxonomy places the organism in Eukaryota, Metazoa, Platyhelminthes, Trematoda, Opisthorchiida, Opisthorchiidae. Gene Ontology annotation, molecular function: phosphatase binding. Bases 785 to 1528 code for a protein of 247 amino acids. The transcript has 6 exons.
GCCUAUCUUCCGAUCCCAAGUUAGAAUUAGGCUGAAUAUUGGAUCAAACUCAGCAGUACGUGAUGUACGCUGGGACUGCUUCGGAGCAUGUGAAACAGAGUCGAGGAGGUGAAACGGACGUCCUCAAUCACUACUGCACGUCUUACAAAACAUCCUAUGGACAACACUGGGAACCAUUCAAGCCGAAGACUGUAUCGCUUUACGGAUCCGGUUUUGUUACAAACGAAAGACCAGUUAUUCAAUAUACUCCAGGCAUGGAUGAUAUAGACAAUAGAAAAAUGAAGUUUGUUCAGCCUUUUUUGCUGUUAAAUCCUACUCAGAGAUGUACUAGAGACAAACUAUCUCUCUGUAACGCAUAAAGACUUUGUCCAGUACUCCACACAGGAUGGCCGAGAACCAAUUCCUUCACUCUCCAGAUUUAACCUGCCUAGUAAAUAUGGAAAACCCCAUUUGAAGGUAAUUUUUCACUUGAGGUCAAUUUUCCAACGGUGUUCUGCAGGACAACAUGACCUUGAUAGAUGACAAUCUAAAAGGAAGCGUAACUUCUGUACUACCAAAGCACACGCCUUUGCUUCAUUCAAAACGCACUAAGGGAGAGAUUGAAGCCGAAAAUUAUGGUUUUGUAAUUCGCAGCUCAUUACGUUAUUCUUUCGCCUAACAGGGUCCGAAUAGAAAUCAGUCAACUUAUCAGGCUCAGUUUGGAAGGCCUUUAUUACCUAAAGACAAGCUGGCGCGCUUCCAGCUGGGCCCGAAAGAGGAAACAGGAAGCACUCGCAACAACUGCAUGGAAGAUACUCUAACCGGUCGUCCUAUUUCACCUCACCUUAUGAGCGAUUUCCGCGGACAAACGGAUAGGCCGACUGGGCGGACAAACUAUAAUGAUGAAUAUGUGCCAUAUGGAAGACCGGAUGGUAAAGAGGCUUUCGCACGCUGGAUUGCCCCUCCUGCCAGCACACACAAGGACAGUUACGUCAAGGAAACCAAAGUUUGGCCUGACUAUGUUCCAGUUCACCCUACCAACGUUUAUGAUAAAGCCAAUGAGAUCCCAGAAAGAAAACUUGAUUGGUUAAAGAAAAAUGAUCCGGCCGAAUAUCAGAAUGCUAUACACGCCUACAAAGAGCCAAGCAUGGAAAAAGGCACAUACCUUGGGCAUCAAGUGGAACCACCAAGUAAGGUCACCAAACUGGGCAAACAAAUUUCUGGACCGCUUACGUCGACUGGCUUCACAUCCAAUGAACAUGGACAUGUGGAAUAUGAUGCAGGGCCUCCGGAUCGAUUCGUCACUCAUUAUAUGACUCGAUUUUAUGAGCCACCGCCGGGAGCGAACCCCCAGGAUCGAGAAGGUCAUGUUCACUUCAAUGUGCAACCCACGAAGGUCAAUGUGAGGGCAACUGAUGCUGGUAUCAACAAGCUCGAGCCUCAGGAGACUGCAUUAUCGAAGCUUGAUUGUUUGCCAGCGUAUCAAGCAAGGAGCGUCCUUGCACGGGAUCAAGUUGGAUUGCAAUCCUUGCGGAGAUCGCUGUGUUAGAGAAAAACAGAUGGGUGAUUCUGCGUACAAGAGAUCAUCAUCCCACCACAAGCCCCCAACGUUUAGUAUCCUUAAACACUACACAAAUACUGGAAUAUUAAUUUCUUUC